Molecule: messenger RNA, 1519 nt
Organism: Pomacea canaliculata
Lineage: Eukaryota; Metazoa; Mollusca; Gastropoda; Architaenioglossa; Ampullariidae
Exons: 6
Coding region: 104-1300 (398 amino acids)
Source: RefSeq, a predicted model, not a curated record
UGUUAACAUCACAUACUGAAAAAGAAUGAGUGCACAUCUCUUAUCUGAGAGCAUGUAAGGCAGAACAAAGUCAAGGACAGCUUCCACAGCCUAGUAGUUGUUCAUGCCAGUAAAGUAUAUCAUUAUCUUUCAAAAACCUCAGUCUCGCUGUAGAUGUCACACUCAUCUUGUUCUAGUCAGUUCACAGCUGGUGUCUGCAGAUCAGGACGAGUACAACUGUGUGAUUGGAGCAACAAGAGAAAGGUGCAACGAGGGUAGACCCUGGGUACACUUGACGUCCACCACAACUUGCCGCUUGAAGCAGAUUCCGUCUACAAUGGCUGACGAUGCGAUUAAUACUGCCGCAGCCAAUUUCAACAGGAACGCCAUCAUGAAAGAGCUCAACGACAAGGGUUACUGCGUCAUUCCUGACGUUUUGACGUCAGAAGAAUGUGACGUGUACGCUGAGAAGUAUCGCGAUUGGCUGGCGGCCUUUGGCGCAGACGAGGCUCCUUAUGAAGACUGUUCCAUCAUCCAGUCUCAUCGCGUUGGUCACCUAGAGCAAACGUGGCAGGUGCGCCUGAAAGCAAAGAGUGUCUUCCAGACCAUCUGGCAGACGGACAAGCUGUUGUCCAGUUUUGACGCCGUUGCCAUCGCCGAGCCUCCAGAAAAGGAGUCGAAAGCGUUCAACACUCCGAACACAAACUGGUUUCACUUGGACCAGAGGGCCAUGCGAGUGGGUCUCCACAGCUACCAGGGGGCUGUGUACCUGGAGGAAGCCUCUGAGACUGAUUACUGCUUCAGAGUUCUCGUGGGAUCUCAUAAGCAGUACGAGAGUUUCUAUUACCGAGAUGAGUCAGUGGCCAAGAAAAGCAAUAAACUUAAUAACAACGAUGUGGCGUGGUACCAACAGCAUGACUGCUACCCCAGUAAAGUAUCCGUCCCUAAGGGCGGCAUGGUCGUAUGGGAUUCAAGACUUGUACAUGACAACUGCAGGCCAGAAGAGGGCCGCCCCAACAAGGACAGGUGGCGCUUCGUCGUCUUCGUGUGCAUGACGCCGGCCCGAUGGGCGAGGAAGAAGGACCUGCAAAUGAAGCGCGAGGCCUACGAGAAGCUACUGAUGACAUGCCAUUGGCCCAGCCAGGGUAUUAUUUUUAAAGAAGAGCGCCACUUGUACCUUGAGGAAGAGCACCGCAUUAAAAAACUACCCGAGGUCGCGAGGUCACACGAGGCCAAACUACUCGCCGGUAUGGAGGAGUAUGAUUUUGAGGAUGGGAGGCCAAACGGGCCUGACUGGGAACCCCAGUGGCGUGAGCUGUGAUCACUCAAAGCCACAAACAGCCCCACCAAUGCUUUGUCCAAACUUCUCAAAAUUUGAUAAAACCGUUAUUAAAUGGACAAAGCUCUGUUAUUCUAAAUUACUCGUGUUGUAAACGCUUUGAGUUCUCAAUCGUCACCAAGUCUUAAAGACUUUUAAAUAAUGACGAUUUCCAUAAUGUUUAAACUAGCAAUUUUCAUACACACAUACACAUGGACGUAG